Messenger RNA from Stegostoma tigrinum, 1162 nucleotides. Its product is annotated as methionine-R-sulfoxide reductase B1-like. The record is from RefSeq and is a predicted model, not a curated record. The transcript is spliced from 4 exons. NCBI's taxonomy places the organism in Eukaryota, Metazoa, Chordata, Chondrichthyes, Orectolobiformes, Stegostomatidae. Gene Ontology annotation, molecular function: peptide-methionine (R)-S-oxide reductase activity.
UAGCGCAUGCGCUCCCCGUGACGGGCAGAGGGCGAGCUAGUUUCGAGGUGAUGGCGUUUUGUUCGUUUUUCAGGUCUGAAGUUUAUAAAGAUCACUUUGAACUCGGGAUAUACAUCUGUUCAAAGUGUGGGUAUGAAUUGUUUUCAAGUAAAGCUAAAUAUAACCAUUCCUCACCAUGGCCUGCUUUUACUGAAACGAUUCAUCCAGACAGUCUGUCCAGACGAAAAGAGGGAGAGAAUGCCCUUAAGGUUUCUUGUGGAAAGUGUGGGAAUGGACUUGGCCAUGAGUUUCUCAAUGAUGGGCCUAAGCCGGGACAGUCACGUUUCUGAAUAUUCAGCAGCUCGUUGAAAUUUGUCCCCAAAGUCAAUGGACCUCUUGAGGAAAAAUAAGGCGAGCAUGGAACCAAUCUUUUAUUGAUCAACUGAGAUCUGUUUGUUUCUUUAAGUAUCAAAGUAAACACAGAAUUUCUGUUUCAUCUGGAAGUAGCAAAAAAAUGUCCUUGACAUAGUAUUUUUGAUGGUUAAUCAUUACAUGAAAUUUUCUGGAUAAACCCUUCCUUGAAUCUCCAGAAAAUAGAUGCUUAGAUGAUUACACUGACAAAAAUACUUCUAUUAAGUAAGGUGGACUUCAUUUUAAACAUCAACUAAUCUUGUAAAAAUGUCAAGCAAAGCACAAUAUGGAAAUAGGGAAAGAGUUGUUGCAAUAGCAGAUGUUUUGUUCUUUGAGAUUUUGCAGCAGAAAGCAGGCUUAACUAGUUCAAAUAACUUGUCACAAAGAUAACUAAAGUACAUAAGACAAAAUUUAAAGUAAAUAUUACUUGUGGGAAAAUAACAUAUUUUGUAAUAUGUUGCCAAACAACUAUAGCUUUAGCUAAACAUUUAUAUACUAUUAAAGUGGCUGUUUUUAAUUCUGGUAGAAAUUUCACAGAAACUGGAUUAAUUUGGGAAAUUCAUUGGUUAGAAGGUAUUAUGGUCCAUAAAUUAUGGUUUUGUGACCACUUGGUGUUAAUCCUGGAAAUUGUGGAGGGAAAUCUCUGACCACUGGCUUUCUUUAUCUUACAGAUUCUUUCCAACAGUAUACUUAAAGUAAAUAUUUCCAGUUGGAUUUUAAAUGUAUAACAUAUAACUAGAUUUUUCUGAAUUAAAACCUAUUUUAAAUCCUA